AUGAUGCGCAACGUCGUGCUAGGCUCCUCGGCGCGCGCAGCUAUGCGCUGCCGGACCAGGACGUCGCUGACGCCCGCAUUCCGACGAUUGCAAUCAGGUGGUCCUUACCAGGCUAUGCGACCGCCAUCACCGGAGGAGCUUGGAGCCCCGAGGCGGGCAAAAGAAUACAAACGGGGACGGCGCUGGGCGAGACGUUUGUUGAUUAUAUCGGCCGUUGGGGGCGUCAUAUAUCUCGGCGACCGUCAAAUAUAUGCAUCUGGCUUCGGGCGCUCACUGAAAACAUUUGGGACUGGUCUUCUUGUGGCCCUUGACUACAAAGUCAACUUCCGACCACAUCCUAUCACAGGCGGGACUGUGCAGGACUUGCAUAAUCGAAAUGCGGAGCGUUUAUUCAAUCUACUUCGGGCGAACGGUGGACUAUAUCUCAAGAUUGGACAGGCCAUCGCAAUGCAGAGUGCCGUGCUCCCCCCUGAAUUCCAGAAGAUGUUCAGCCGUAUGUUUGACGACGCACCGCAAGACGACUGGUCCGAUAUUGAAGCAGUGAUACGGGAAGAUUUUGGGAAGAGUGUUGAAGAGGUGUUUGGUGUGAGCUUUACCGGCAAAGAGGGUAUGGGUCUGAUGGAACGCAAGGCGCGGGCGAGUGCCAGCGUUGCUCAGGUGCAUUGGGCAAGACUCCCAGAUGGGCGUGAAGUGGCAGUUAAGAUUCAAAAACGGGAGAUUGCCAAGCAGAUAUCAUGGGAUCUGUGGGCAUUCAAAACCGUCUCAUGGAUCUACUCCAAGUGGUUUGAUCUUCCGCUGUACAAGCUGGUUCCCUUCAUCACCGAGCGACUCGAGUUGGAGACUGAUUUCGUCAACGAGGCCAAGAAUUCCGAAAAGAUGCGAGAGCUUGUCAACGGAGAGAAGACUUUGAAAGGAAGAGUAUAUGUUCCUACAGUAUAUUCCGAAUUUACGACAAGGCGAGUCAUCGUGACCGAGUGGAUCGAGGGUGUGAGGCUCUGGGAUAAGAAAGCGAUGACAUCUAGAUGGCUUGGAGGACAUGGAAACGGCUCACCUGGCGCUGGAAGCCCGCUUCCCAAAAUCGACCUCGAGGCUGCCCGGCGCGAGCUCCGCACGCGACCCUACCAAGAGAAUCUCAAACCAGAACGUCAGGAAUGGCGAGGUCGACGAGGUCGAGGUGGUCUAGGUUUGUCCACACGAGAAGUCAUGACUACUAUGGUGGACCUGUUCUCGGCACAGAUAUUCAAGUGGGGAGUUGUCCACUGUGACCCCCACCCAGGCAACAUUUUUAUUAGACGGAUGCCCAACGGUCGGGCAGAACUUGUGCUUAUCGACCAUGGACUCUACGUAUACAUGUCGCCAAAGUUCAGACAUGAGUACGGUACCUUCUGGAAGGCGUUGAUGACGUUUGACAACAAGACGAUAACUCAGGUCACGGAUGCAUGGGGCAUCAAGGGAGCUGACCUCUUCGCAAGUGCGACACUACUGCGACCAUACGAGGGUGGGGAUAAUCGUACACGCAAUGGUAUCAUGAAAGGACUCGAGGGUGCAACUCCAGCCGAGCGCCACUACGCGAUGCAGCAGCGAAUGAAGCAGGGCAUACGUGAGAUGCUGGCAGACGAAGAGAAGUGGCCACAGGAGCUCAUCUUUAUCGGCCGCAACAUGCGAAUCGUGCAGGGCAACAACCAAUAUCUGGGCUCGCCCGUCAACCGCGUCAAGAUGAUGGGUGAAUGGGCAAGCCGUAGUCUAUUCGAGGAUCCCCAGCUGCCCCUGAGCCAACGUCUCCAGAACCGCUGGCGCCACGUUAUCUUCAAGACUGUCAUGGCAGCUUCAGACGUGGCGUUUUAUGUCUUCAAGUUGCGCCAGUGGUUGGGCUUAGGAGGAGGAAUGGAGGAUGAGAUGGAGAAGAGAAUGAAGGAGGUUGCUCAAGAUUUCGGCGUUGAGCUCCAGCAUGAUGUAUUUGAUGGUUGA
Messenger RNA from Fusarium sp. VM40, 1968 nucleotides. NCBI's taxonomy places the organism in Eukaryota, Fungi, Ascomycota, Sordariomycetes, Hypocreales, Nectriaceae. The record is from the annotation of a GenBank genome assembly.